AUGACGUCGGAUGACAUCAAUAUUAUCUGUGUAGAUUGGGAACAUGGAGCCAAAGGCAUCAAUUACCAUCAAGCCGUGGCGAACACAAGACUGGUUGGUAAAAUGGUUUCAAACUUUCUGAAAAUCGCUCACACUGCCAUGGGAACCUCCUACGGUAAUAUGCAUAUUGUUGGUCACAGUUUAGGUGCUCAUAUUGCUGGUUAUGUUGGAAGAGAUACGCCUGGAUUGGGUCGAAUAACUGGUUUAGACCCUGCUGGUCCGAGCUUUGAGAACUACGGUGUCCUAAUUCGUCUAGAUCCAACCGAUGCUCUGUUUGUUGAUGUUAUACAUACUAAUGAUGAAGAACUUAUUAGUCUAGAAUACUUUCUAUUGGUCAAAUAUAUAAAUCCUGGACAGUGUCCUAUCAAAUUCAUUCCUGAGAUUGGUGAAGUUUCUGUUAUCACCAUGAACACUUUGUUUUGCCUGUUGGUGUUGUGUGUAGCGGGCUCAAGGGGAUUACUCUGGGGUCCAAAUGAGGUGUGCUAUGACGAUUAUGGAUGUUUUAACCGCGACAGCCCAUAUGACAACACUAACGAUCUCCCAGUUACUCCUGAUGAUAUCGCGCUACGUUUACAACUUAACAAUAGAGCAAAUCCAGAUUUGACUAAUUCAGAUUAUCUUACCCCAACCGAUCUUAACAAAAUCGGAUCGAGUGGCUUCAACGAUUCACUAAGGCUUGUAUUAAUUAUUCAUGGUUUUCAUGGCUCUGCUACUAAUGGUUGGGUUGGAGAAAUGGCUAAGGAACUCAUUGAAGCUGCUGAUGUUAAUGUUAUUUGUGUAGAUUGGCAUGGUGGUGCCAAAACUAACAGUUACAAACAAGCUACUGCUAACACAAGAUUAGUGGGUAAAAUGAUAUCUGUUCUACUGAAAAAUAUAAACGCUAAAAGAGGGAUCCCUUUCAGUAGGAUGCAUAUUAUUGGACACAGCUUGGGUGCUCAUAUAGCUGGUUAUGCAGGACAUGAUACGCCUGUGUUGGGUCGAAUUACUGGUAUGGAUCCUGCUGGUCCCAGAUUUGAGAAGUAUGAUGCGAUGGUUCGCCUUGAUCCAGAGGAUGCCUAUUUUGUGGACAUAAUUCAUUCCGACGAUGACAGGCUUCAUGAACUCGGCUUUGGUCUGGGGUUAGCUAUUGGUAAUAUAGAUUUCUACCCCAAUGGUGGCGAGAACCAACCCGGGUGCAGCAAGAAUUUGAUGGACUAUAUCUCUAAUCUGCUAGAUUUUGAAGAACUGAGCGAACAGGUAGCGUGUAGUCAUAUGAGAGCCAUUCACCUAUUUAUAUCGUCAAUAAGACGAUGUACAUACACCGGAUAUCGAUGUGCUAGUUAUUCAGAUUAUCUGGAUGGUUUAUGUGCAGAUGGGAAAACUUUUCCAAUGGGUUACUGGCUUGAACCAUCAUAUUAUAGCGGAUCAUACUACCUACAAACCAGUGGCAACGAACCGUUCUGCUAAUCAAUUCUAAUAAUUCCUUAAUAAAAAAAGGUCUAAAACCUA
Molecule: messenger RNA, 1527 nt
Organism: Patella vulgata (common limpet)
Lineage: Eukaryota; Metazoa; Mollusca; Gastropoda; Patellidae
Product: pancreatic triacylglycerol lipase
Exons: 10
Coding region: 1-1485 (494 amino acids)
Biological process (GO): lipid metabolic process
Molecular function (GO): triacylglycerol lipase activity
Source: RefSeq, a predicted model, not a curated record